Molecule: messenger RNA, 2886 nt
Organism: Pungitius pungitius (ninespine stickleback)
Lineage: Eukaryota; Metazoa; Chordata; Actinopteri; Perciformes; Gasterosteidae
Gene: prr18
Product: proline rich 18
Exons: 1
Coding region: 1425-2192 (255 amino acids)
Source: RefSeq, a predicted model, not a curated record
GGCAACCCAGCAAAUCCUUGAGGAAUUAAUCAGGGCUAAAGCGAUUCGGUUGUGAGAAGCGAGUGUGGUUGUUUUUGUCAUCUUGUCUUUGGACAACAAUUUGGGUUACAGCAAAGUUUGAAGGUGACUGGGAAGGAAUCUGUCCUUCUCCCAACGGUUUCCUUUUUUAUUACAUCUAAUCCAUUGUUAUGUCAGCGAGGGGAGGGUUCCCCGCCACCAAGACAACCCCUGCUAAAAAGUGUUUCCUCUUCAGCUCAUCCUGUGAAAAACACUCCGUUCAAACAGUGAGUCAGCGGCAGUUGAGCUAAAUAGAUUUAUUUUGGUUUUCUGCUACUGAAACACAAUUUGAGUCUUCUGUAUAAAGUCAAACACCUAAAAAUCACACACCAUGUGCCCAAUGUUUUUUAAGUAAUUUUUUUGUGCACUAUAAUGUUACAUAUGUCUUUCCUCACAUUUGUCACAGUUGAACAGUAAAAGCUUAACAUCAUCACGUAAAAUCAGAUGAAUUAAGAACCUAUAGACUUGAUUUUGUUUUUUUUGUAUUUAAGAUUACUCAAUGUAGACUAUCUCUAUUCCUUUAGAUGUCUUCCAUGGGCUGUGGCUGAAAGAACAACAGGCCAUCUGCAUGCAUCAUUCUAUUGAUAUUGAGAUGACAGAAAAUCAUUGAGCUGAUUUAUUUCAAGGACCGACUGUUCUCUUACAACAAGGACCAAAGGGAUCAUUUAAAGAUGGAUACAGUACACGUACAGAAAGGAUGGAGGUUUAUUCUUCUUAAACUAAAGAAUGCAGUUCAGGGCUAGAAAGCACAUUUUCUGUUUAACUUGUUAACAUUAUCAGCCUCUCUCAUGAACAUUUAGUCUAAGACCCCUAUUGGCUCAAAUCAAUGUAGUGUGUCCUGCGUCUUUUCCCUACAAUUUACUAACCUGGGCAAACCGUUGAUUCCUAACCAAGGACCACACUCAUUCACCCGUCACCUCACAGUUCUUGGCAGAUGAUGGCUUUUGUCCCGGGUGAUGAUAUUCAGCGCGUGACAGCAGCACGGAGGCGCGGUGAGCAACGCGAUCAGCCCACCGGAACGUGGACGUCGCUCAGCGCUUUGAGGAAGUACUUGGAAAAAUUAUGAAAUGACAUCACCACAGGCUUUUUUUUUUUUUUUGCCUUGGCUUGGCUUUGUUUGGUGCUUCACGUGACCACGCCUUCCUGCCGGCUCCGCCAUAAAGCAGCCAGGCCCCGCGCGAGUGCACCAGUUGAACUACAGUCCUUCGUGGACAACAGGUGCACGCCAGCAGCCCCUCUCCACCCCGCUGGUGGAUCAUGCACACGGAGCGCCGCACGUCGCGUUGCGCAGGGCCUCUCCGCUCAUCUGCACUUUGAACAUUUUGCACGUUUUUUUGUAUCCUGAUCACUUCCAGCCAACAAAGAAAAUGCCUUUUCCGCCCAUCAGCCUCCACCAGCGGAUCUCCUCUCCGGGCAGGGAACUAUUCGGGAAAAAGAAAGCCAACGGAGUGACCGCGCACAGCGAGCACACCAGCAAAUCCGGCGGAGAGAAGGGGGGGUCCGAUAAAGAGAAGCAGUCCACUUCUUGGACCUCGGCAAAUUUAAGGAAUCUGGGGCGGAAAUCCCAGCAAGAGAAGCGCAAAAGCUCCGCUCAGAAGGCGGGUGCCGGCCAGGAGACGCAGGAAAAGAGCUCCUGGCUGUCGGUACCAAAACCUCAGGACACGUCCGAGAGAGUCCGGCGCUCCAGCUCCAUGGACUCCGCCAGGCACCUCAACGGCAGAGAGGAGGGGAAGAGGGAGGUCCAGUUCACCCUCAGUCUCACCCCCGAAGCCAUUCUUGUCAUCCAAAAACGGAAUCUAGAAAAGCAGAUGAUAGCAAAGCAACAGAAGUGUUGCGCCUCCGCGGACUUUCGCCACCGGCGAGUGUUUCCAUCCAAAAAGACGCACGGAGCGUCCAAGGGCUGCGAUCCUGUCGCCAAAGUGGAAAGCACCGAGCAGGACAUCACCGCGAUCGUUAAGAUAUCGCUGCUGAACGAUCAAUACAAGUACGACGACGUGGAGUACGAAGAAGAGGAUGGAGACGUGGAUGAGACCGUCGUGAGGAAGUGCAAAGAGUGGCUCAAAGGGGUCGAGAACGCCGCUGCUUUGGGGAAAGUCGACAAACUUUCCACACUCCCGCAUCUUAAAAGCUGCUGACACCUGAAGUAUGGGUUGUUGUCUUUUUUUACUUUCAUUUUGUUCUACACAGACUGAAGGAAUGAUGGACUCGUGUGCACCGAUGGCGGUCCGCUGCGGUGGGAUCUUGAAUUUUAAGUAUUGUAAAUGAACUGUGUUGCAAAGGGAGAGGGGGAGAAAAUCCUCUCCACAGGAUUGUCCACAUUUCUCGAAGCAUUUUGCUAAGAUAGAUGUCACAAAUUAAUGAAACGCAUUGAAGAAAAAUGAUGAGAAUAAUCUGCGUUGGCACUCAACCGGAAUGAGACAGUAAUGGUGAAUCCAACAGUGCUUCUUAUCCAUGCGUCACAGGGCCGUUGCUUUGCCAGUUUAUUGCCUCUUCAAUGUUUUGUUACAGUUUAAACUCAAUACCUUAAUAGCGUCGUCCUUUGCACAUGUUUUUUUGUUGUUUUCAGUGUGGGGUGGGGGGAGGAGGGGGGCUUUGCGUGAAGGUACGUGGAAGCGUUUCUUUGUGCAGGAGAACAAUACGCUGUCAACAACAGGGCUUUUUACCCCUGCUGCUGAAACCAAACGGGACUGUUUAUCUUCUCCUCUACUUACGAGGGUUAUAUCCUUUUGUAAGGAUGUAUCUGCAAUGUACAGUAUUUAAUAUUGACUAAAUAUUUGUACUGUCAAAAUUGAUGACUUUAUGCCAUUUGAAGUAAAAAUGUUUUUUUUA